GCUCACACACAUAUACUCCUCUUACUUUCACUCACAUACCGCCUGCUCCUCCUUCCCCUCCUCCUCCUCUCUCUUUCCUUUACUUGUCUCAUACAAUCUUCAUUCGAACUUCAUUAAAACCUCCCUUUCUCUAAUCAUUCUCUCACACUUUUCCCCCCACUCUCUCUGACAGUUUCUAUCUAUUUUUCCGCCCUCCCUCUCCUUCUCUCAUACUGUUUUAAUCUGUUUCCCUCCCCUUCUCACACUCUAUACACAUACUUUCAUACCUCCUAUCUCUUUUCCAGUCAUAUAACAUUUACACCGAUAUAUAUACACAUAAACACACAUACUCACACACACGCACACGUAUAUACACUCAUACAGCUAGAGCGAUAUAGUGUGCACACGUACUAUAGUCAACUUCACGUCGACCAAAAAUAUUUAUUUAUAUAUUUCAUUUUCCAUUUUUAAAAAAUAUUUUUUAUUUUGCUUUCCACUUCUUACUAUUUCUUGCUAUUGUAAACACUGUUUCGGGUUUUUUCAUACUUACUACAUGCACUGUCCUGAGAGGCCUAUUACCUUCGUCUUGAUUGAAACUUUAACCGAAUAAUAAUUCAAGAUUACCACUUGGAUUUUACAAUGUUACUUUAUUUACACCGGAACAUUACAUAAAAUCAACAAAUGGUGUUUGACUUCAGCUGCUAAGUUUGGACAAAAACCGUAACACAGUAAGCUUCAGUCAAAUCCAGGCAAAUCGAUGGGGUUUACAGAACUUGGCCGCCGAUGCAAGAAGAAAGAAUUACAUCCUGGCCCUCAGCAUCAUUACCACUAUCACCAACGCUACCAACGAACAACAGUAAUACCAACAACAACAAUAAAUAAUUAAUCAAAACUCAAAGAAAAGACAAAUGCAUUUUCUUUCCAAGACGCAACCUACCAUUGCAACUACAGAGGAUUGUACCAUUACUGCUAUUCAGGAAUAAUAAUAUAUUAUUAAAUAAAUAUAUAUAUAUAUAUAAUAUAUAUCGCAUAUAUAUAUAUAUAUAUUAUAUUUAUAUAUGCAAUAUACUUUUGUGAUUGAGUUGAAACACUUGAAUUAGGAUCAGCAUUGGAUACCAAAUUAUACAUCUACUAAAGAAACACCCCACUAGUUCCAUUUUGUUUUGGAAUCUGUUUGAGCCAAAUAUAAUUCUCCGCUUUCCUUGUCUUUUUUUCAUCCAUAUUUGGUCUUUUAUUUAUUUGAUUGUUUGUUUACUUUUUGUAAUUAAACAAAAAUUGUUGCCAUCAGUCCAGCCUAUCACUCUCCUGUACUAUCUAUAACUACUGUCCAAUGUAGUCUGAGCCAUAAUAUUACCAAAAAGAGGGUAGUGUUUUUCAAGUAAGAAUUUCAUCCACCACCAUCACCACCACCGCCAAGGUAUUGAGUUAACGGAGGAGAAAUGUCUGUAAAAUUACCUGUCGACGAUGCUUAGUCUACUAGUAAAGAGCCGGACACGACUGUCACCUAUGAAAUUACAACUUCACUUGGCUCUCAUUCUGUUCACUUUCACAUUUCUACACACAGUGACUAGUUACUCUCCAGGGGAUUAUCGCUAUAUUUCUUAUGAUGAUCUCUUAAAUAAUUACAAGUUCCACCAUAAAGAUCUUAUAGGCAAUGUACCAUUAACAAUUGACAAAAAGAACCACCAGUUGUUGCUUGGGGCUAGAAAUGGAAUAUUUCGGUUAUCUUUGGCAAACCUCACACUCACCGAAUAUGCUGAAUGGAUGCCUUCAGAAGCAACAUUGGACACAUGUAUUCAGAAAGGACUUCCAAAAGACGAGUGCCAUAACUUUGUACGUGUUUUGAUAAUCCAACAUGAACAAGUGCUGACAUGUGGAACCAAUGCUUAUAGUCCUAUGUGCUGUUGGCGAAAUGUAAAUUCCAUCAAACAUGUUUCGCAAAGGAUAAAUGGGAAACAGAAGUGUCCCUAUAGUCCCCGGCACAAUUUUACAUCAAUAAUUAGUGAAGAUGGGAACUUUUACACUGGUUCAGUGGUGGACAUCCAGGCUCGAGAUUAUGCCAUAUCUCGUGUUCUGGGUCCCUUGCCAAUUCUCAGAACUCUCCGAAGUAAUUCCAAAUGGCUAAAUGAACCCAAUUUUGUAUCAUCGUAUGAAAUCGAGAGCCACAUAUAUUUCUUUUUCCGAGAAACUGCUGUUGAAUAUAUUAACUGUGGCAAAAAAGUCUAUUCUAGGGUAGCAAGAAUAUGUAAGACUGACAGAGGAGGAGACAGCCUCCUUCUAGAAAACAACUGGACGACUUUUCUUAAGUCCCGGAUUAACUGUUCUCUUCCAGGAGAGUUUCCAUUUUAUUUCAAUGAAAUUCAGCAGACCUUCUAUUCCAAAGAAGAGAAUUUAAUAUAUGCUGUGUUUGGCACCGGAGACAACAGCAUACCAGGUUCAGCUAUCUGUAUAUAUGAUAUACAUGCAUUCCAUCGGUCAUUCUCUGGUGCUUUCAAAUACCAGAUGAAUGCUAACACAGCAUGGAUGAAAAUGGAAAAUCCAAAAGCAGAUUCACAGUGUCCCAGUCCAGGAAGCAGCAGUAAGCGUUCCUUUAGUAACCAUAUCUCACAAGUACUCCUAGAUGCGGAGAAAUAUCAAAUGAUGAACGAUGCCGUUCAGCCAGUAACUAACCGUCCUCCUUUUGUGGGUGUGGGUGAGAGGUGGACACAUAUCAUAGCUGAUACAGUUUACACGCUGAAGGGAAAGUUCUCUGUUGUCUUCAUUGGCACCUUAGAUGGAUAUAUUAAAAAGAUGAUCCAUAUUCCUCGAGUGAAUCUCAGUUGUAUUUUAGAAGAAAUCAGAAUCACUCCAAAGGGACAAAACGAACCUGUAAACUCGAUUAUAAAAUCUAGAGAAGAGAAAGCACUCUAUGUUGUAACUAGCAGAACUUUAAUAAAGAUACCAUUCGAGAGAUGUCAUCGAUUAAAAACCAAGAGUAUGUGUCUUCAGGCCCGGGAUCCCUAUUGUGCAUGGAAUAAAAUAAACAAGACUUGUGCAACACCACCAGUCAACCAGCUAGAGACUCACUUUUGGCUUCAGGAUAUCACAUCAUGUCCUGUUCUGGAGACACCAGUUGAUGGACAGUGGUCACCUUGGUCACAGUGGUUGCAAUGUCGAAUUGUAGGACCUGAUCGUCUUGGUGAUGACUGCUGGUGUCGCACUCGUACUUGUGACAACCCAGCUCCGCGACUGGGUGGCAGAGAUUGUGUUGGUGACACAGUUGAAGUGUCCAACUGUACCACACAUGGUGGAUGGACUCCAUGGUCUGCUUGGACAUCCUGUUCUCAGACGUGUAAUAGUGGUGUUAGAUCUCGCACACGUACCUGUGGGAAUCCGGCCCCACUGCAUGGAGGACGUGAUUGUGAGGGGUCCGCCAAGCAGGAGGAAUAUUGUCCUGGAAAUCCACGUUGUCCUUAUAGCCCUAUCAAUGGCCAGUGGUCAAUGUGGUCCUCAUGGGCUGGAUGCUCAGAGCGAUGUUAUGGAGGAGUUCAAACAAGGCGCCGUAACUGUGACAACCCACCGCCAAAACACAAGGGUUUACCUUGUAUUGGAAAUGAACAGGAAUGGCGUAUGUGCAAUAAACAUAACUGUGAUGCCAAAGUAAAAGUGGUACCAUGGAGCGACUGGGUGAAGACGAAUACAACAAGAGGAGGAUACUUUGAGCAGCGCUUCCGUUUUUCAUGCAGCGCACCAGUCCCGGAUCGUCACAUGAUCCGAGCAAAGCACAUGAAAAGCCAAGUGCGUUUCUGCUUCAACAAUGGAGUGUGUCACAACUCAGGUGAGCUUCGCAAUCCUGUCGACAUAUACACGCCCGUAGAUCGAGUCCUUCGCAAGUACUGUAAGUUCAAAAGGAAACUAUUCCGUAAAUACUGCAACUGCCGGACACUUGGAGUCUUUCUAGUGUGUCAGAAAUGUUCAUAGUAGAAGUAGUAGUGGUACACCUAGCGGUAUAAGUGGAGGAAAUAUAAAUACAGACACACAACAUGCAAACAACAACAACCAACAAACAAACAAAAAGAAAAUAACUAACAAACAAAUAUAUAUUAAUGUGAUUGUGAAUAACUAAGAAAUUUUACAUGUAUACACUCACACACACAUGCAUACACACCAUGCACACACAUGCAAGUCCUCCUAUACACUCACCAAGCCAUAUACAUUGCAUUACACGUGUAAAGUGUAUGGCUUGGUUUGUUAUAUAAAUAUAAUUAUAUAUACCCAUGUAUAUAUUUCUAAGAUAUAAUAUGUCUAUAAGUAACAUAUAUAUAUAACAUAUUUAUAUAUGUAUAUGUACAUACACUUGUAUAAUCCAUAUAUUCAUAUAUAUAUAUAUAUAUAUAUAUAUAUAUAUAUAUAUAUAUAUAUAUAUAUAUAUAUAUAUAUAUAUAUAUACAUACAUAUAUGUGGAUAUUUUGAAUUGAAGGAAAGAGAGAUAUUGUACUGCAUGUAAUUUUUGUGUUUGCUUUUUCUCUUCCCCACCAUAUACAAUUUCCUCCCCUUGACCUACUGGCUCUCCAGUUUUAUUACAUACUUGUUUGUUCACCUUUCACCACCAACACCAACACCACCGCCACCAUCGAUUUUUUACUAUGGUUUUAAUAUUUACUUCUCCUGUCAAUCCUUGAAACCACCUUGACCAUUUCCAUCAUCACUAUCACCACCACCACCACAAUGACCACCACUGUAUUUGUCUCAUUGCUACAACCACAACCACAACCACCAUCACUGUCACCUCUUAUAAAUAUCAAAAUCAAAGUUAGAAACUUAGUGGGUCUUCCAUCACUGCUUCAACAAGCAUGGGAGACAACCCUGGACAUGUUUCUCUUUUGUUAUAGGCUCAUCAGUAAAAUGUAGCCAUUACUGCAUUUACCAAAACAAUGAAAACAAUAUUGUUUUAUUUUUUCACUGUUUAAUUAUUUCUGGUUAACAUAUUUAGUGUUCUGUACAUUAGAUAUAUUAACACUAUCUUAACUGCUGUUAUUUUUCAUAUGGAGGCAUACCUGAAUUAUUUAUUCUCUAGACAAUUAUAGAUCCCUUUGACAUGCAUCUCUACUCUUGCAACCCCAAUACCUAAUGUAGACAUGAUAAUUAAAUGAAAAAAAAAAGUAAUGUAAAGGACAAAAAUAAAUCUAAGGAUGAUCAAAUUUGCUUGAAAAUGCAAAAAGAAAGUUGGAAAGGGGAAAACAGUUGCAUGGUGGGAAGAAGUAGAGAGUAAAUAAAGUAUAAAUGUAAACCGUAAAUUCUGGUUGAAUGUUUGGUAGAUAGAAUGAUAGUCAUGCUGAUAGUCUUUUUUUUUUUGUUUUUUUUGUAAACUGCAUGAAGUGCAUAUAUAUAAUAAUUUAUUGUUGCAAUUAUUAUAUUUUCUCUUUUUCAUUAUUAUUCUUGUCAUUAUUACCAUUAUUUCCAUUAACACCACCAUCAUCAAUAUCAUUAUCUGGAUUAGAAGAAAUAGUUGAGCACCAGACAAAAUACUAUGUAUUGGGGGUUCAUUUUCUUAUCUUGAUAAGCUCAAUUUUUACCAUUCAUCCAUCUACAACCAAUUAAUUUAGUGCUGUUCAAAUACUGGGGUCAAUUUUAUUGGUUGUAUCUUCUUUUAAAAUUAUAAUCUUGUGUCCAUGUUGAAAAUUAUUAUUAUUGAGAGAAGAAGCAACAUUAUCGUUCAUCCUUUCAAAGCUGAUAAAAUAAAAUACUAGCCACACAUUGGGAUCAAUCUAAUUACUGUAAUCUUCAACUGUAUUUGUGGCUUUGUGCCCAUUAUAGAAAUUAAAGUACCUGAUAUUUAA
This is a messenger RNA of Octopus bimaculoides (California two-spot octopus), 5798 nucleotides long. RefSeq names its product semaphorin-5A. The record is from RefSeq and is a predicted model, not a curated record. Gene Ontology annotation, molecular function: semaphorin receptor binding; chemorepellent activity. Gene Ontology annotation, biological process: neural crest cell migration; positive regulation of cell migration; semaphorin-plexin signaling pathway. Lineage: Eukaryota; Metazoa; Mollusca; Cephalopoda; Octopoda; Octopodidae. Gene Ontology annotation, cellular component: plasma membrane.